Molecule: messenger RNA, 833 nt
Organism: Bufo bufo (common toad)
Lineage: Eukaryota; Metazoa; Chordata; Amphibia; Anura; Bufonidae
Gene: TPT1
Product: tumor protein, translationally-controlled 1
Exons: 6
Coding region: 131-646 (171 amino acids)
Cellular component (GO): cytoplasm
Molecular function (GO): calcium ion binding
Source: RefSeq, a predicted model, not a curated record
CACUUGGGCCGCGCCGCCCCUAUAUGAAGCAACUGAGGGGCUGACUAUUUCCUUUUCCCUCUCCACCCUUCGCCGACGCUGAGGUGCGCGCUCUCCGCUCCGGGACACCAGCGUCCAGCCCGCCGACACCAUGAUUAUUUACAAGGAUAUUAUCACCAAUGAUGAGAUGUUCUCAGACAUCUACAAAGUUAAAGAGAGCUGCAAUGGGUUGUGUGUAGAGGUCGAUGGAAAGAUGGUCACCAGAGUUGAAGGUCAGAUCGAUGAUACUCUUAUCGGUGGCAAUGCGUCUGCAGAGGGUUUUGAUGAAGGGUCAGAUGCAACAACGGUCACUGGGGUUGACAUAGUAUUAAACCACAAACUUCAGGAAACUGGCUUCACCAAGGAGUCAUACAAAUCUUAUAUUAAGGACUAUAUGAAAGCCAUCAAAGCUAAACUUGAGGAAAGCAAUCCAGAAAGAGUAAAGCCUUUUAUGAAUGGGGCUGCAGAAAAGAUCAAACUCAUUCUUGGAAACUUUAAAAGUUAUCAGUUUUUUACAGGCGAGACAAUGAAUCCAGAAGGAAUGGUCGCUCUUCUAGAUUUCCGUGAGGAUGGAGUAACACCUUAUUUGACUUUCUUCAAGGAUGGCCUAGAACUAGAAAAAUGUUAACGGAACUUGGAUCAUCUGACAUUACAAUCUGCUGCUUCUUCAUCCAUACACCAGGAUUAAGCAAAGUCUUAAGACUCCCCUCAAACUGGACUGUUAUCAUGCAAAGUUUGUUUUGACCCUAAAUUAUUGGGGUGGAGACUAUUUUAAACUUGUCAUUUAGUCCCAAUAAAGUCAUUCUCCACUCUAA